Carassius gibelio (silver crucian carp) is the source of this 7265-nucleotide messenger RNA. RefSeq names its product zinc finger and BTB domain-containing protein 37-like. The transcript is spliced from 4 exons. Gene Ontology annotation, biological process: regulation of transcription by RNA polymerase II. The coding region runs from base 546 to 2111 and encodes 521 amino acids. Lineage: Eukaryota; Metazoa; Chordata; Actinopteri; Cypriniformes; Cyprinidae. Gene Ontology annotation, molecular function: DNA-binding transcription factor activity, RNA polymerase II-specific; RNA polymerase II cis-regulatory region sequence-specific DNA binding; protein binding. The record is from RefSeq and is a predicted model, not a curated record.
UGUUAUACAUGGGGGAAUAUGAGAGCGGCGGAGGAACCGAAAGCGACAGCAGAAUCCCUGGCGAUAAGUAUAACGAGAAAUAGUGGUCGUAAAAUGGGGAAAUCCAAUGCCAAAUAACUCAGAACAGGCUGUCGUAAAAGGAAAAUAGUAUUUUGGUGUUCUGUUUUUUUUAUAUCUAUAAAUUUGGCGUGGACUGGGGUAAGGCACCUCCCUGCCCGCUUUGCGCCGGGGUGUGUGCGUGUUUUUCGGUUAGGCUUCAUCGCAUCACCGCGCUGCAGUGUGUUAUUGGAGCCGAACUGAGGUGCCACGCCGCCGGUUACAGCUGCUCUGCGCCGUCCGCCGAUACUAUGUCAAAAACAGAGAGAGACAAAGUAACACUGCGAAUCAAUCCUCCUGAGCUAUGCAAUGAAAAAAAUGUCAACUUUGCUCUCUAACAGCUGUGAUUUGUAGCCAUAAAGAAGUGCAAGUGUGCCGAACAAUAUAGGGGAGCGAUUUUUGUGCCUGUUAUUAAAAAGCCUUGAAGAGCAGCGCAAUAGGCAGCCCGCAUGGAACGAGCAGGAAGCAUCCAACUUGAUAUUCCGGACUUCAGCAACUCCGUCCUGUCGCAUCUGAACCAGUUGCGAAUACAGGGCCGUCUAUGUGACAUCGUGGUCAAUGUUCAGGGCCACAGUUUUCGUGCCCACAAGGUGGUCCUUGCCGCCAGCUCCCCCUACUUUAGGGACCACAUGUCACUGAGCGAGAUGAGCACCGUCUCCAUAUCAGUGAUCCGCAACCCAACUGUGUUCGAGCAGCUCCUUUCAUUUUGCUACACGGGACGCUUGUGCUUGCAGCUCGCCGAUAUCAUCAGUUACCUGACGGCUGCCAGCUUCCUUCAGAUGCAGCACAUUAUUGACCGUUGCACCCAGAUUUUAGAGGGAAUCCACUUUAAAAUCAGUUUGUCAGAUGUGGAAGAGGAGCUUGGGAAUGGGGCCCACAGGACCGCCAACCCAACCAUUGAAUCAGGAAGAGGUGGGACCGUGUUAGGUGGGUCCCGCUCCCUAAGUCCCAGACAUACCAGUUCCCGAUUGAUUGGCAACACUGGAGUGAUCAGCAUCCGUGAUGUGAGGGAAGUCAGAGAGAUCAGUCCCCCUGGGGAGUCCAUGAGCCCCCAGAUAGUGGAGCACAGUGGCAUUGGCUCGGAGGAGGUGGGAACUGGGAAAGAGCCCAUUCUCCGUAUUAACCGAGCCGGGCAGUGGUAUGUCGAGACUGGGACUGAGGUGGAGAGAGGUGGAGAGGAGAACGUGCAGAUGGUGGAUGGGUUUCGGAUUAAGACAGAAAGGAUGGAUGAGUGGAUGGGGGCGGAGACCCAGGCAUCAGCGGAGGAGGGCAGUGGGGCCGAGGAGGGGCCGACAGUGAUGAUUGACACCUCAGGACGUAGCACACUGGUGCAGGAAGGAAGAAGAGGUGGGAAAAGCUCCCAGCCGUCCAGUAGCUUCAGUGAAACAGAGAGGUUUAGUCCAACAGGAAGUGUGGUUGUGAUGGGUGAUCGCAAGAGAGCCAAGAGUGAGUCUCCAGGAAGAGUUGACGAUCAGCGACACCCCACCUCACAGGGAGAGGAACAAGCCGUGUUUGACAUGGGGGGAUACGAGGAGUACCUUCGAGAACAGGUUGGUGACCGGUGGUUCCGCUACAACCCCCGUCUCACCUGCAUUUACUGCUGCAAGUCCUUCAACCAGAAGGGCAGCCUAGAUCGCCACAUGCGCCUGCACAUGGGCAUUACCCCCUUCGUUUGCCGAAUCUGUGGGAAGAAGUACACCCGCAAGGACCAACUCGAGUACCACAUCCGUAAACAUACAGGUAACAAGCCCUUCCAUUGCCACGUCUGUGGGAAGAGCUUCCCGUUCCAGGCAAUCCUCAACCAGCACUUCCGCAAGAACCAUCCAGGCUGCGCCCCACAGGAGGUGUCCCACAGUGCCUCACCCGAGACCACCACGGUCACCUCCCGUGGAGGCCAAAAUGAAGAAGAGUCACCCUCCCAGGAGGAUGCAGAGGGCAAUGGUGGAGGGGGAGGUGCUGGCUCAUCCUUCGGAGAAGGGGUCCAACCUUCGGUAUCUACCACUGGGCCCGACUGAAAGGCUUUGUAGGAAAACGUUACAAGUUUAGGGAGACACAGGACAGAGGGGUCCAACAGGACCUUCUCUUUAGAGUUCCCUCUGUCCUUUGUCUCCCGCCAUCCACACUGAUAUUGCAAGUUGGAAGGAGUUGAGUGAGCAGGAGUUUCUCUCAGCUGCUGUCAAUGAGGAACGGAUAAAAUAAGGGAGAGUCUUCUGCGUCCUACUCGGACAGAGAACCUCUAUUUUUUCCAGUGAGAACAAAGAUGCAAGGAACAAUUUGUUUGGAAUAGUAUUCUCUAGGGAUUUAUAAAUGGUAUUUCCGCUUUAAACCGCAUCUACCUUCACCAUACAAACUGAACAGGACAUCAAUAUAUGAAGACAAGCCACACUCCAACAACCUCACACACCACUGGAUGCAGUGAUUUUUGUUUGCUUUUUUUCUUUUUAGUCUUUCCUGUCUUUUAUAUGUUACAUUUUUUUGUAUUUUUGUACUACUACAGAUCUUUCAGGAUAAACUAAAAGAGAAGAUCUAGCUAUGAUUUGGUCAGAUUGCAUCGAAAUUGCCAAACUUCUCUGUGCCAGAAGAUGAGUUAUAAAAUGAGAGGACAUCGUUGUCCUUCGCUACUUUGCCUUGAGACAAUCUUGAUAAAUUAACCUGGGGCUAGACUCUGCACUCCCCAGCCAUGGCAAGCUUAGGAAAACGGGUUCAGUUUUUUUAUUAGGGACCCUCAGGUCUGACCUAACAUCAGAUUCUUGAUUUAUUUUUUGUUUUGUGUUAAGUGCUGAUCCGGCCUGCCAUAGAACCGAAACACAUUGCUCACAGUUAGCCUCAACGCAAGUUCUAGGACUUGGGGUUUGUAACGAGAAACAUUCACAUCAUAUUAUUUUACUUUAAUGUUGGUGGAAAUACUGUGAUAUAGCCACACUGCUGAAAAGACAAAGGAAGAGUAUAGCAGUGACAUAUGUAUUUUUCACAUUUAAUUACCAUUAAAGGGAUAGUUCACCCCAAAAUGAAAAUUAGAUGUUUAUCUGCUUACCCCCAAGAUGUAGGUGACUUUGUUUCUUCAGUAGAAUACAAAUUCAGAUUUUUAGCUUUAAUUGAUAAAAAACAAAAAACAUCCACAGACAAAUCCAUAUUAAAGUCUACGGCUCGUGACGAUACAUUGAUGUGUAAAGACACAAAACGAUUGGUGUCUGAACUGUAAGAACUCUUGUGAACCCGCUUCACAGCAGCAGGCACGUGAGGCAUUCUUCUUCUUCUUGCUUUAUGGCGGAUCGCAGAUUUAUAAGUGCAUUACCACCACCUAUCUCUCAAGUGGACCAUUGACUAAUUGAGAUUGUAGAUAGAUGCUUCCAGGCAGCCCGUAACCCAAGUUUUUCCAACCUUUCUCUCGUGAAAGUGCACUGGAACAGCAGUCAAACCCGUGACUUCCCAACCGUGAACAUCUACUAGACUGAUUUACUCCCAGUUCCGAGCUCUGAUGUCACAUAGCCCACGAAACAACAAUGGCAGCCCCCAUGGAUAAUAUUUUCUACGGAUGCAGUGUUUAUGCAAGUGGUACACAUUUAAAUUAUUUUAGGACAAUAUAACAUUGCAAUAAAAUUAAUAAUCUAGUUACAGUUCCUUGCACUCAGGAAGUUCGGUGUGACUUGCCUGGAACGCUACAAAAUGCUGUUCAGUUUCUUGCACAAACUGAUCAUUUUGUGUCUUUACACAUCAAUGUAUUGUCGUGAGCCGCAGGGUUUAAUAUGGAUAUGUCUGUGCAUGUUUUAUUUACUCCCAUAGAUUCUGUUACCAUUUGCCAUGCAUUGUACGACUAAGAGACUGUGAUGACUAAAGCUAAAAAUCAUAAUUUUUGUUUUACUGAAAAAACAAAGUCACCUACAUUUUGGAUGCCAUGGGGGGUAAGCAGAUAAAAAUCUAAUUUUCAUUUUUGGGAGAACGAUCCCUUUAAGGCCUUCUUACAUCUCCGAACUCAACAACUCAGCUGCUGAAUGUUGGCGAUACAGUGAUAUAAAAUACAGGAAAUCCUUCAACCUCAAAUAAGCUACAAUAGACCGCUCAAUUACCUCUCUCUCACAUCACUACGCAAUACCGAUCUGUCGCACGCAGAUGCGUGGAUGCACUCAGCCGAAUUUUAUGUUCAGUGUUUAUUUCUCUUCAUACGUUUUAAGUCGCUCAUUGAGAUUCGCAAGUCUCACCAAAUUGUUUUAUGGCGAUAUUUUGUUUGUAAGAAUGUGUUUGAGCAGGGGGAAAGGUGUCCCUCAAGAGGACAUAACCUUCUUCCUUUUUUGUGUAAGGCAGUGACGAACCAAAACACGGACUUGGUCGUCGAUGCUGUUUAGGAAAACAGAAACCGUAUGUCUGUGAUGACUGGGAAAUGCCGAAAUGCCACGGAAUGAUUUUGAGUGUAAAAUUUCCCUUCAUCUGAUGGAAGGCACUUUAACCUUGGGGUCAAGUGCCUUUACACUUGGCUUAUGAACAGAUGUUUCCAGCUGGUGCUAUGACAUGAAUUUACUGAAGCUUUCAGUAACCUAAGGAACUGAAAUUAAUUGUGGAAGAUCUUAAACCUUUAAGAUUUCGAAGGGCGAAGAGGAAAAUAAGAGAUUACAUCAGGCACUUAAAGAAAGGGUGGGGGUGUUUUUGUUUUGUUUUGAGAAUAUUUCUAUAUCUAUAUACAUGUCACUUAUGCAUAUUUAGACAAAUUUAUACUUGUAAUAACUAUUCAGAGACAGUUUCUAGAACGAUCAACAAAAAGCAAAGGCGUUUUAAGCAAAAGUAAAGCUGUUAUCAUUUUUAAAAGGCUGUGAAUCACACUCGGUUGUGACUGUUUUUUUUUUUAGGGUUGAAGCAUAUAAAAAUCAGCUACUGAUAUUUCCAAUAGGGAUUUUGUGCACCUCACUUCAUAUAAACGCAGGUUAGAACUUACUUUCCCCAUCUGAACACAGGUCAGCAGGUAAACACUUCUUAUAAAUAUCAGGAAUUCACUAUUUACUUUUUGUGUUUACCUUUUUUGGUUUGUACCAAGCGGAUUUUCUUACUUGGAAUUCUGGAUCUGGGUAACUUGGGUCGACAUAUUUUGCAAGCGCAGCAAAAAAAAAGAAAAAAAAAAUACUUAUGAACAUUUCCUCUUAAUGUAAAUACCCAUGCCUCAGAAGCAGUCGCAGUGAAAUACAAUCCUGAAACUGUAUAAUGUCACGUUUGUUGUACAGCGCAGAACCCAGGUAAUAUAAGAGCAUGUUGAUAUUGCUUUUAUUUGUCAAAAUGCAACCUCAUGAUGAUAGAGAAGGGCAAAUGAUUUUGUCUGUAAACAACAUAAUCAUAAUCUAAUAUGUUAUAAUAUAUCAAGAAAAGAUGUUUGUUUUAUGGACUUUGCCUUUAAGUUGAAAUUUAGAUUUGGGGCAUGGGUCUGUUUUGUGUAUGCCAAUCAUAUAAGGGUGAUAGUGACUUAAAUUAUCUCUAUGUGAAUGAAUUAAUUGCAAUUUAAUAACAAGGGAUCUAUAUCUGUAAUCAGUCAUUCCAGUUAUUGUACUACACAUUUUAGCAGUCUAAAUUGAAUCAUAUUAAUUUGGGUUUUAGGGCUAAUGAUAACUUUCAGCAUGUUUUCCCUUUGUGCAUAUCUAUCGUUGACCUUCAAAACAUUGAUGGUUGACCAAGCUGCCUGUUCUCUUAUUUUAAACAAUAUUAUUCUUUAAAAUAUUAUGUUUGGCUUUUGUAUUUGUUUCUAAGCUUUAAGUAACAUGGCGGAGGAUAAAUGUGUUGCUACAGUGUAUAUAUUAGGCUGUAAUAUUUAAUGUUUGUAUGACAAUACAUCUACUGCAGUUUAAUGGUUUUGACCGAACAAGUCAUUUCUAACCAAAUUGUGUCUAAUCUUAACAGUGUUACGGAAUGUGUAGUUUCAAAUAGAACGGAACUACUUUUGAAGCAAUAUUUCACCCCAUUUCCAAUUCCGAAAUUGAUUUCAGAUAAAGUGGUGCAGAAUUAUAACACCAUAAUGAACAAAACAACCUCUAAAAAGUUGGAAAACUGAUACCCAAUUGAUUUUCACAAAAAUAAUUUGUAUUCUGGACUUGUAAAACAGUUACCCAUAUUGGCAAAUGUGAUAAAAUUUGUUUCAGAAAUUACAUUUACCUCAUGUUUUUUUUUUUGUGAUAAGUGAUACAGUGCAUGUCUCUACUUAGUAGUUUUUUGGGGGGGAAGACCGAAUGACAACACUGAGCCAUAUCUUCAGAGUUUGUUCAGUCUUGUCACUCUGGAGCAAAUAUUUUGUACCAACGACACAUUUCAGAAUAGGACACUUCAAUGCAAAUAACCGACGUAUAUAUUUCAACACUUAGUCUGUCUGAAUAAGCAAGCAAACAUGAUGCUUUGUCAAAAAAAAAAGGUGUUUUCUUACCUCAAAAGAGUUUGUACAAGGAAACAAGACAUUGUUGUUCUACUGACCCUCAGUAGAAAUUGUUUAUUUGCAUGUUGUCUUUGACUUUUAUCACGGUCAAACAUAAAGACAUUUCCAGGCAUCUAAAUUUGCACCAAGAGAAGCCAAAAUAUCGACCUUUACGAUUUGUCUCGCUAUAUUGUUUUAUCUUUCAAAAAGCAAUAUAGUCUGUAAAGUUAUUUCCGUGUGUCUGAUGAGAUGUUAAUCAUUUUAAUUUAUCGUACUUUAGAAAUAUUUUAUUUGACAUAACCAUGAAAUAAAACGAAAUAUAAUAGCUAUUUUAUUGUUAAAAAAAGUUCCAAAUUCCAAAACAUAAGAAUUAUCUUAGAAAUCAUUUACUCUAAUUUUAAUAGCAAACCAGUUUAUUUAUUGAAAAAGUAAAUGUUAUAAGAAAAUUUAGAAAUUAUAUUCGUAGGUGAUUAAGUAGAAUAACUUCUUUGAAAUUAAUCAGUUUAUAUUUACUUAAUAUUUGAGACUUUUCACAUUUAAAAAUGGUACAGGAAUCAGAAAGAUUAAGCAUUAAUAAUGUGAAUGCCAUUUUCACAAUAACCACUUGUUUUUUUCAUCACUGGCAGUGUGUCAAGUCCAUUCUUCUAAAUAGAAACAAAGCACUUUAAGUGUAACUGUGAAGAAUUUUUAAUUAUGUUCUUUAAAUGUAUAAUUAUGUAAGCCCAGAUUGUGUGAUACUGCUAAACCCAAAUUUCUAAUAUGAAAAAAAUAAACCUGUUUUAUCCUU